Malus domestica (apple) is the source of this 2303-nucleotide messenger RNA. Its product is annotated as pentatricopeptide repeat-containing protein At2g15690, mitochondrial. Gene Ontology annotation, molecular function: protein binding; zinc ion binding; RNA binding. The record is from RefSeq and is a predicted model, not a curated record. Lineage: Eukaryota; Viridiplantae; Streptophyta; Magnoliopsida; Rosales; Rosaceae. Gene Ontology annotation, biological process: RNA modification. Gene Ontology annotation, cellular component: intracellular membrane-bounded organelle.
AGUUGCGGGUUUUACACACGAGGAUUGAGCAGAGCAUUUCAUUAGGGUUUAAGCUAAAAUCUCCCUCAGAAAUGGCGUCUCUCAUGGCGAUUCGACGCGCACGAAGCCCUUUGCUGUCUCCUUUCUUAAAGUUACGGCCUCUUCACCCUUCUCAUUUCUCCUCCUUUCACGGCAACAACACCACCGCCAUCCCAACCCUAACAUCAGCGAAAACCCUAAGCACCUCCGCCGUCCCAAAUGAGCACCCGAGGCCUCCUCAGCAACAACCCCCGCCGUCCGAUCCUAGGUAUUUCAAUGACCAGGCGAACCUUAACCAGUGGAGCCCAGAAGGUCAGGGAUACGGCAACCCGAACCAGUGGAAUUCGCAGACCCAGGGGCCUGGGAAUCAGUUCAAUUAUCAGGGUCAGAACCAGAGCUAUUCCAAUCGGGGAUAUCCUAAUCAGGGUUCGGACUAUCCCAAUCGCGGAUAUCCUAACCAGAUUAACCAGAAUCAGAGCUACCCACAACGCGGAAACUCGAAUCAGUGGAGUCCGGCUCAGGGGCAGGGGAAGGGCACUCCUCAGUAUCAAAACCCUAACCAGGUGAAUCCUCCCCCUCCGAGCCCCAAUUUUCAGCAACCCAGAAGCCCAAAUCAGUGGAACAAUCCCAAUCAAGGAUACCCACAACCUGGAAACCGUAAUCAGUGGAGCCCACCAGCUCAAAACCCUAACCAGUGGAGCCCCCAAUCUCAAAACCCUAAUCGGUGGAGCCCACAACCUCAAAACCCUGCUCAGGCUGUGAAUCAAACCCCGGAAGUUGUGCCCCGUUCGAUCGAUGAUUUGAGGAGGUUGUGCCAAGAGGGAAAGGCUAAAGAAGCCCUUGAAUUGAUGGAUAAGGAAGGGGUCAAGGCUGAUGCUGAUUGCUUUCGUUCUUUGUUUGAGUUGUGCGGGAGAUUGAAGUCGCUCGAGGACGCAAAAAAGGCUCAUGAUUUCUUUUUGCAGUCUACCUGCAGGGGUAAUCGUGAGUUAAUCCAUAAAAUCAUUGAAAUGUAUAGAAAGUGUGCGAGCAUGACUGAUGCACGGAGAGUGUUCGAUCAUAUGCUUGAGAAGAAUAUUGAUUCUUGGCAUUUAAUGAUUAAUGGGUAUGCGGAUAAUGGGUUAGGAGAUGAUGGAUUGCAGAUGUUUGAGAUGAUGAGGGAGAAAGGGUUGCAACCCAAUUCCGAAACUUUCCUUGCAGUAUUCUCAGCUUGCGCUAGUGCAGAUGCGGUGGAAGAAGCAUUUAUACAUUUUGAGUCGAUGAAAACUGAGUAUGGAAUUUCUCCAGGUGUGGAGCAUUAUAUGGGAGUUUUAGAUGUGCUUGGAAAAUGUGGUCAUCUUUACGAAGCAAUUGAUUAUAUUGAGAAGCUCCCAUUUGAGCCUACAGCGCCAGUUUGGGAGGCAUUGAAAAGUUAUGCUCGGAUUCAUGGAGAUAUUGAUCUUGAAGAUCAUGCUGAGGAGUUAAUGGUUGCUCUUGACCCGUCAAAGGCUGUUGUGAAUAAGAUCCCAACUCCACCACCGAAAAAGCAUACUGCUAUUAGCAUGCUUGAUGGGAAGAGCAGAAUUAGUGAGUUUAAAAAUCCGACACUCUACAAGGAUGAUGAGAAGUUAAAGGCUCUUGCUGCGAUGAAAGGAGGAGGUUAUGUGCCAGACACAAGAUAUGUCCUUCAUGACAUUGAUCAGGAGGCCAAGGAGCAGGCCUUGCUUUAUCACAGUGAGCGAUUGGCAAUCGCGUAUGGUCUCAUCAGUACUCCGCCAAGGCAAACUCUUAGGAUCAUCAAGAACCUCCGCGUGUGCGGUGACUGCCAUAAUGCCAUUAAGAUCAUGUCGAAGAUUGUUGGAAGGGAAUUGAUCGUCAGGGACAACAAACGAUUCCAUCAUUUCAAGGACGGAAAAUGCUCGUGUGGGGAUUAUUGGUGAAGAGCAUAUGUCACCUCAGAGCUGUCUAAAGAGUUCUUCCCAGUUGCAGUUUGGUUUGUAAAAAUUUCGAACAAUGCCGAGCUAUAUACGGGAUCCUUUGCAGACCAGUACCCGUGCUUCUAGUUGGUAGGAGAUUAACCAUCCACUGCUUGUUUCGACAUACGUACUGAGCUAUAUAUGCAUUGCAUUAUCUAUUUGUCAAAAUGCCAAAUCACAUUUGCUUAUCCUUUUUCGGCCUUCUGAUUGCUUUCUUCCUAUGAGAUGCUAUUGGGUUAAUGAUGUUUUGAAGCUAUUAGAACAUACUUUCAAAAUAUGUCAGGAUGGUUGUUUCUCUAAUUUUAUGGUGCACAGAUGGUGUUUUGGUAUUUA